Molecule: messenger RNA, 4487 nt
Organism: Castor canadensis (American beaver)
Lineage: Eukaryota; Metazoa; Chordata; Mammalia; Rodentia; Castoridae
Gene: Ezh1
Product: enhancer of zeste 1 polycomb repressive complex 2 subunit
Biological process (GO): heterochromatin formation
Cellular component (GO): ESC/E(Z) complex; nucleus
Molecular function (GO): histone H3K27 methyltransferase activity; protein binding; chromatin binding
Source: RefSeq, a predicted model, not a curated record
GGCGCGCAGGCGUCCUAGCGGCGGGUCCCUGCGGCUCGGGAUGGAGGAGUACAGCAAAAUGGAUAUACCAAAUCCCCCAACCUCCAAAUGCAUCACUUACUGGAAAAGAAAAGUGAAAUCUGAAUACAUGCGACUUCGACAACUUAAACGGCUUCAGGCAAAUAUGGGUGCAAAGGCCCUGUAUGUGGCAAAUUUUGCAAAGGUCCAAGAAAAAACCCAGAUCCUUAAUGAAGAAUGGAAGAAACUUCGUGUUCAGCCUGUUCAGUCAAUGAAGCCUUGUACCAUAGAGAGCAUUUUCCCGGGGUUCACCAGCCAACAUAUGCUAAUGAGGUCUCUGAACACCGUUGCAUUGGUUCCCAUCAUGUAUUCCUGGUCCCCCCUCCAGCAGAAUUUUAUGGUAGAAGAUGAGACGGUUUUGUGCAAUAUUCCCUACAUGGGAGAUGAAGUGAAAGAAGAAGAUGAAACUUUCAUUGAGGAGUUGAUCAAUAACUAUGAUGGAAAAGUCCAUGGUGAAGAAGAAAUGAUCCCAGGAUCUGUCCUGAUUAGUGAUGCUGUUUUCCUGGAAUUGGUAGAUGCUCUGAAUCAAUACUCAGAUGGAGAAGAAGGGCACAAUGAUACUUCAGAUGGAAAGCAGGAUGACAGCAAAGAAGAUCUGCCAGUAACAAGAAAGAGAAAGCGACAUACUAUUGAAGGCAACAAAAAGAGUUCCAAGAAACAAUUCCCAAAUGACAUGAUCUUCAGUGCAAUUGCCUCCAUGUUCCCUGAGAAUGGUGUCCCAGAUGACAUGAAGGAGAGGUAUCGAGAGCUAACAGAGAUGUCAGACCCCAAUGCACUUCCCCCUCAGUGCACACCCAACAUCGAUGGCCCCAAUGCCAAGUCUGUGCAGCGGGAGCAAUCUCUGCACUCCUUCCACACACUUUUUUGCCGGCGCUGCUUUAAAUACGACUGCUUCCUUCACCCUUUUCAUGCCACCCCUAAUGUAUAUAAACGCAAGAACAAAGAAAUCAAGAUUGAACCAGAACCAUGUGGCACAGACUGCUUCCUUUUGCUGGAAGGGGCAAAGGAGUAUGCCAAACUCCAUAAUCCCCGCUCCAAGUGCUCUGGGCGUCGCCGGCGAAGGCACCAUGUGGUCAGUGCUUCCUGCUCCAAUACUUCAGCCUCUGCUGUGGCUGAGACUAAAGAAGGGGACAGUGACAGAGACACCGGCAAUGACUGGGCCUCCAGUUCUUCAGAGGCUAAUUCUCGCUGUCAGACCCCCACAAAACAGAAAGCCAGUCCAGCCCCACCUCAGCUGUGUGUUGUGGAAGCCCCCUCGGAAUCUGUUGAGUGGACUGGGGCUGAAGAAUCGCUUUUUCGAGUCUUCCAUGGCACCUAUUUCAACAACUUCUGUUCAAUAGCCAGGCUUCUGGGGACAAAGACAUGCAAGCAGGUCUUUCAGUUUGCAGUCAAAGAAUCACUUAUCCUGAAGCUGCCAACAGAUGAGCUCAUGAACCCAUCACAGAAGAAGAAAAGAAAGCACAGAUUGUGGGCUGCACACUGCAGGAAAAUUCAACUGAAGAAAGAUAACUCUUCUACACAAGUGUAUAACUACCAACCCUGCGACCACCCAGACCGUCCCUGUGACAGCACCUGCCCCUGCAUCAUGACUCAGAAUUUCUGUGAGAAGUUCUGCCAGUGCAACCCAGACUGUCAGAAUCGUUUCCCUGGCUGUCGCUGUAAGACCCAAUGCAAUACCAAGCAGUGUCCUUGCUAUCUGGCAGUGCGAGAAUGUGACCCUGACCUGUGCCUCACCUGUGGGGCCUCAGAGCACUGGGACUGCAAGGUGGUCUCCUGCAAAAAUUGCAGCAUCCAGCGUGGUCUCAAGAAGCACCUGCUGCUGGCUCCCUCCGAUGUGGCCGGAUGGGGCACCUUCAUUAAGGAGUCUGUGCAGAAGAACGAAUUCAUUUCUGAAUAUUGUGGUGAGCUCAUCUCUCAGGAUGAAGCUGAUCGGCGAGGGAAGGUCUAUGACAAAUACAUGUCCAGCUUCCUCUUCAACCUCAACAAUGACUUUGUAGUAGAUGCUACCCGGAAAGGAAACAAAAUUCGAUUUGCAAACCAUUCAGUGAACCCCAACUGUUAUGCCAAAGUGGUCAUGGUGAAUGGAGAUCAUCGCAUUGGGAUCUUUGCCAAGAGGGCAAUUCAGGCUGGCGAAGAGCUCUUCUUUGACUAUAGGUACAGCCAAGCCGAUGCCCUCAAGUACGUGGGGAUCGAGAGAGAAACAGACGUCCUCUAGCCCUCCUGGCUCUGCGCCAGCAUUGUGGUAGCAGCACUGUCUUUGCUUCAUGCACACACCACUGCUGCUCAAGCUCCUGCACUAUGUGUCUUCCAUACCCCAAAACUCCAUCCCCCACUCCUUCUGUAGUGAGGCCUCAACUGUGGCCCAUGAGGACAGAUCAUCUCAGUGAGAGAAGAGACAGAGGCAGCCAGGGCCAGGUCUACAGGAAAGAGCUCUGAUGUGGGAGGCUACAUCGCAGACCUCAGAGGAAGAGGGCACAGGCAGGGUGGAUGAGAAUGCUUGAUUUCUCCUCCACACCCCAGACUGUGGACCUCAGGAAUCUUGGCAGUUCCUAACAGGCACUGUCAUUUUAGCUUUCCCAGUCAAGGGUUCUUAUAUAAUUGGGGUGCCAGGUAUAUCUGAGUGAAGUCUGGUCCCUGGCGCCUGCAAGUGCUCUGGGUUAGAGGCAAGUCUGCAAGUAGUGCAGACUGAAUGCAAAGGGAGGUGAGUCCCCUGCCUACCUCUUCCAUCUGAUGGGGUCCAGAUUGAAAGAGGGAUGCAAGGUUGGAGGAGGGAAAGCUAAGUGCCGCCCCUCCCAUGAACAAAGCCAGCCAGAUGACCAUAGUUCAGCUGCAAAGCUGGGGCCCAGGAGGCUUUGAGAAGGCAUUCCCUAUACUGUAGAAAGAGUGGGUAUUUUUAGACUCCUGGGAGCAGAUGCCAGCACCCCAGCACCUUCCAAAGUGUGACUCAGUGACUGCAGGCAGGCCUUAUGGUGAUGAAGCUUUGGUGUGUGUCUGCUUCGCUGGACACGUAGUUGUUCUUAGGCCUUUCCUUCCCCAGAGAGGCUAGGUCCAAGGGGCCAAGAAUAGAGGGACCUGGUUUGGACUCCAGAGGGAAAGGUUUUUGGUUUGAUUUAGUCCCUGUCUGAAGUGCCUGCUGUUUGAAAAGGGUAGGUUGGCAGUAUGUGUUUGCAGGUGGAUGCAUGUGUUUAGGGUGGCAUCAUGGUGCUGGGCAGACUGGCACAAGGUGCUUGCAGUGUGGAGAAGCAGUAGGCAAACCACCCGAUCCAGUUCAAGCUGCCAUUCUGUCUGGGAUUCCUGCAGAACAAAGCACUUUAACUUUCUUUUAGAAGGUCUGUAGAUUAGGGUAGAGGUUGAAUCAAGGUCUCUGGAGGACCCACCCAAAUCUCACUUCUGAAGGAGGAAGUGGGGGUGGUGGUGGAUAUUUUUCUUCUGGUUCUAACUCCUCUCCUGGGGGAGGCAGGAGGAGCUGGCUUGACACAGAAGAAUUUACAAGACUGGAGCCAGCAAGAACAGCCUGAGUCUGUGGCAGGUGUGCUGAGCUGGCAGGGAACAGGAGCAUUGUGCUGGGUAGAAAGGGCUCGGACAGGUGCCAGCUGGCCUAGGGAGUGAUGGAAUGGGGAGUAGGCUUCUCCAUUCUUUCUGGGAAACCAGAAACUCUCCUUCCCCAGUCUAUGCUGGCACUCCCUUCUUCCCACCUCAGUGGUUGUCCUAUCAAAAGAAGUGGGCCCCUAUGGCAUGGCAUGCACAUGGAUGCACACACACACACACACACACACACACACACACACACACCAGUGGGCACAUGUGCGUCCCACCAUCAGCACAUGCACAGCCAGCUCCUGAUGGCAGCCUCUCCCCCCACCAUGAUUCUGAAAUCUGUAUCUGCUGUGCUUUGUAUUCGUUGAGUGGGUCAGGGAUACCCUCAUGCUAGACUCUGGACUCAAACUUACUCAUUAAUUCUCGGGGAAAAUCAGAGACAGGUGGAGGAGGCGUUUAGGUGUGUCUGAAAUGCCAGGGGCUGGUCAUGAGGAAUAGGUUUUUUAAAAAAUUCCAGCUUUCAAGAGGUUAGACUGAACCUACCCUUCCUUCAGCAAGUAUAAUCACUGGUCAAUCCUCUCCUUCCCAGUUCCAGACCACUAAUACUCCUGUUCCUCCAGCAUUCUCAUCCUUUGUCCCAGUGUACCCUACCUUUAAUGACGGGUCUCAACCCCUCCCCCAUGUGUGAUGAUGAUGGAUGGAGUGAGGUGAUGGGGACUGGGAGGAGGGGGUGGCUGGUGUAUGUGUGGCUUUAUCACCAGUGAAUUUCAAGCACUUUAAAGUCCUGUGGCUUGUGACCUCUUAUCUAAUAAAGUAUUAGAGUCCAUUUGGGCAAGUUGUGUACUAUGUGCUUUGGGGCUGGAAGGACAGAGAUGGAAGUACAGGAGCCAGUU